AUGCGCUCCUCAUCACCGACACCAGGCUGCUUCACCUUCCUCCGGCGCUCCAAGCAGGAUGCAAGGCCCACGUCCCAAAGCGAGGUUCCAGCAACGAAGGGAGCUCAGUUGCCCGCACAUGUUCCCCAGUCGGCGAUCCACACCCCUCCGGCAAAGUAUCAGCACUACGAGCCGUGUGGAUGCGGCGACAUGUCGCUGGGUCUCCACAACCUCAAGCUGGCGGACGCCGACCUGCCCCCUUACCGCGCGACAGAGCCGUUCUCCGCCGACGUGCGCGAGACGAUCCGUAUCGCUAUCGACGGGUACGCCCCGGCUCUUACCGAGCUCUCGCUUUAUAUCUGGGAACACCCCGAACUCGGCUUCCACGAGACCAAGGCCGCAGCCAAGCUCACGGCAUACCUCGAGUCGGAAGGCUUCGACGUCGACCACAAGUACAAGGACCUGGAGACGAGCUUCAAGGCCACAUACGUCCACGGCAGCGGUGGGCGCACGUUUGCGUUCAAUUCCGAGUAUGACGCUCUCCCAGGGAUUGGGCAUGCGUGUGGGCACAACCUAAUUGCCGUGGCGGGUGUUGCCGGCUUACUUGGCAUGCGGGCGGCGAUGCAGAAGCACAAUAUCGAAGGGACGGUCACGCUCAUCGGAACCCCUGCGGAGGAAGGUGGUGUCGGCAAGGGGAUUCUUCUCGAGCGUGGAGGAUACAAGGGCGUGGAUGCGUGCAUGAUGAUCCACCCGGGAGGCAUGGAGGGUGCGACAGGCAUGGGCGGUGUGGUGCCCACGCUCGCCAUCCAGACCAUCGAGGUCGAGUUCUUUGGACGCACGACGCACGCCGGCGCGGCACCCUGGGACGGUAUCAAUGCCCUUGACGCGGUCAACAUUGCAUACAGCUCCAUCUCGGCCAUGCGCCAGCAGAUGCAUACCACUGACCGCGUGCAUGGCAUCAUUACGCACGGAGGCGACGCUCCCAACAUCAUCCCGGACUACACGUCGAUGCGAUACUACGUCCGGUCGCAAAACGCAAAGGCCCUCGUCGUCCUCGUGGACAAGGUCAAGGCCAUCUUUGACGCUGCAGGCCUCGCUACCGGGUGUAAAGUCAAGUACAAGACGGACCGCAUGAUGUACGACUUGCGCAACAACGAGCCGCUCGCGGACGAAUUCGCCGCCGUCAUGGCCGACGUGUACAACAUCCCGACCAAGGUCGCCGUCACCGACUACAGCUUUGCCGGCGCGUCGACCGAUUUCGGCAACGUCACGUAUGCGCUCCCGGCCUGUCACCCGCACUAUGGAAUUCCGUUUGACGCCGGGCGCUCCAACCACACGCCCGAGUUUACGGAACGGUGCAGGAGCCCAGAGGCGUUUGACCUGACGUACAAGUUCGCUACGGGGAUGGCUGCGACGGGCGCGAGGUUCUUGACUGAUGCCAAGUGGGCCAAAGAGGCGACCAAGUGGUGGAAGGAUGACAUGGACAAGUAG
This is a messenger RNA of Apiotrichum porosum, 1470 nucleotides long. RefSeq lists its product as uncharacterized. Bases 1 to 1470 code for a protein of 489 amino acids. Lineage: Eukaryota; Fungi; Basidiomycota; Tremellomycetes; Trichosporonales; Trichosporonaceae. The transcript is spliced from 5 exons. The record is from RefSeq and is a predicted model, not a curated record. Gene Ontology annotation, molecular function: dipeptidase activity.